AUGAAGCUCCUAUCCUUGAUGCUUGCCACUCUUGCUGCCACUACUGUGCAAGCUGUCAGUGUGCAAAAGUGGUGCUAUCUCCCUGGUCAGCCUUGUGCCAUGAUGAAGCGUGCGGCCGAUGUAACCGGAGAAGUCAAACGCUCAGCUGAUGCCUUGGCCGAGGCCAUGGCAGAGGCUUCUCCAGCCAAGUUGCAGAAAUGGUGCUACUUGCCUGGCCAACCAUGCCAGAAGAUCAAGCGAGCCGCCGAGGCUGUUGAUGAGGUCAAACGCUCCGCUGAUGCUCUUGCGGAGGCCAUGGCAGCACUCGAUGACGAGUAG
Aspergillus fijiensis CBS 313.89 is the source of this 318-nucleotide messenger RNA. RefSeq names its product mating alpha-pheromone PpgA. The transcript has a single exon. Bases 1 to 318 code for a protein of 105 amino acids. The record is from RefSeq and is a predicted model, not a curated record. Lineage: Eukaryota; Fungi; Ascomycota; Eurotiomycetes; Eurotiales; Aspergillaceae.